CGGGCGGCGGGUCAGAGCGAGGGGCGGCGGGGCGCGGCCAUGCCCGGGCUGUGGGAGCGGCUGGCGGGCGGACAGCGGGGCGGUAUGGAGAGCUCCGACUGCGAGUCGGUGGGCAGCGCCUCCGGCUCGGAGGGAGAGCCCGAGCUGAGCUCCCUGCCGGACCUGGAGCUGCUGCACGACCCCGAGGACGAGCUGCUGAGCGCCCGGCUGCUGGAGCUGCUGCAGGCCGCGCUGGGCAGCGCCCCGCUGGGCUCCCGCCGCCGCUCGCGGCUCCUGAUGCCGGCCCGGCUGGCCGAGCAGCUGCGGAGCGAGCUGCUGCGCAUGGCCUGCAGCGAACCGUGCGGGCUGCGGGGCGCCCUGCUCGACCUGUGCGUGGAGCACGGCAAGGACUGCCACGAGCUGGGCCGCAUCGCCGCCGACCCCGCCGUGGUGCCCACCUUCCAGCUGACACUGGUGCUGCGCCUGGACUCCCGGCUCUGGCCCAAGAUCCAGGGGCUCCUCGCCUCGGCGCCGGCGCUCAGCCCCGCGUUCGGGCAGGCCAUGAAGCUGAGCACGGGCUUCAGGGUGAUGAAGAAGAAGCUGUACAGCUCGGAGCAGCUGCUGGUGGAGGAGUGCUGACGGGAGCCCGACCGGCUGCGAGCGGGGCCGCCCGCGGUGCCCGCUGUACCGGGGAGCCCCGGGCUGUGGUUGCGGGCCGGGAGGAGCUGGUGGCCGUGCCCUGUGCUGGGCAGCGGGGCUGAGGGGGGCGGGCGGCCUCCCCGUUCUGUUUUUGUAACCAUGAUUGUAAUCAAUGGGGUCUGUGGGGGAGGGAGCGUGUGUGUGUGUGUGGGACUGAGCUGAGCCCGGGUCACAAGGAACCCACUGCUGACACCUGGCAGCUGCACUCCGGGUCAUUGUGCGGCAGCGGGUCCGAAAUGGCGUGUUUUUGUCACGGGGAGAAGAGAAACCUGGUGUGUGAAUGGCACGGGAUGGAGGGCGGGACCCCUCGGUACAGCCCGUGCGCUUCAUUGAUUACAGUUACACUCAUACACUUGAUGUUCAAGUGCGAGACUUCCUAUGCAAUUGUGUCUUUUUUUUACUUUUCUAAUAAAAUUUGACUCAUCGAUA
Molecule: messenger RNA, 1107 nt
Organism: Coturnix japonica (Japanese quail)
Lineage: Eukaryota; Metazoa; Chordata; Aves; Galliformes; Phasianidae
Gene: DDIT4
Product: DNA damage inducible transcript 4
Biological process (GO): response to hypoxia; negative regulation of TOR signaling; apoptotic process
Cellular component (GO): cytoplasm
Molecular function (GO): 14-3-3 protein binding
Source: RefSeq, a predicted model, not a curated record